CAAAUGUUACUUUUACUUACGAUUCUAAUUGAGUGACUUGUUAUUAAUUUUGUUCCUCUCAUAAUUAACUAAUUAUGUUAAUAUUUUCUCUAAGUAAAAAUGGUAUCAGUAGAUUACCAUCACCUCUGGUGUGGUCAAUCAGUCGAUGGUCAUCAACAUCAACAACAAUUAAACCUUUUUCAGAUUAUAAAAGUGAUCAUUUUGUUAACCGUCACAUAGGCGCAAGGGAACAUGAGAAACAACAAAUGUUGUCAACAAUUGGCUACAAAACUUUGGAUGAGCUGAUUGAUCAAACAGUUCCGGAAACAAUUAAACUUAAACGAGAACUUAAUCUUGAUGCUGAAUUAACCGAGAAUGAAUUAGUUAAACGAUUAAGACAAAUUGCCGAUGAAAAUAAUCACAAUUGGAGGUCAUUUAUUGGACUUGGUUAUUAUAAUUGUUACACACCAGCACCGAUAUUGAGAAAUUUAUUUGAAAAUCCAGGAUGGAUAACCCAAUACACACCUUACCAGGCUGAAAUAGCCCAAGGGCGAUUAGAGAGUUUACUUAAUUACCAAACGAUGAUUUGUGAUUUAACGUCAUUGGAAAUUUCUAAUGCAAGUCUAUUAGAUGAAGGAACCGCGGCUGCUGAAGCAAUGCAAAUGUCUUUAAGGCAUCAUCGAAAUAAACGAAAUAAGUUUCUAGUCUCUGACAAAGUUCAUCCACAAACGAUUUCGAUUGUUAAAACUCGUGCCGAUGCCUUAGGAACGGAGAUUCAUUUUUUCACAGAUUUAUCUUUAGUUGGAUCAUUUAAUUUGGAAGAGUUUUCCGGAAUUUUAAUUCAGAAUCCCGACACCGAUGGUAAUAUUUUCGACCUCACUGAGAUAACGACAAAGGCCAAGGAAUCGGGUGCCAUCCUAUCAGUUGCAACUGACCUUUUAGCCUGCCUUUUAACUAAACCACCCGGUGAAUAUGGCCCUGGGUGCGAUAUUGCCAUUGGUAAUACCCAAAGAUUUGGUGUACCCCUUAAUUAUGGUGGACCUCAUGCCGCUUUUAUGUCGUGCCGAAAUUACUUGACCCGAAUCAUGCCUGGUCGGGUUGUCGGGGUAACCAAAGAUUCCCAUGGUAAUCCAGCGGUUCGUUUGGCAUUACAAACUCGAGAGCAACAUAUCCGCCGUGAUAAGGCCACUUCCAACAUCUGUACAGCUCAAGCUUUAUUGGCCAAUAUGUCGGCCAUGUAUGCCAUUUAUCAUGGACCUGAAGGACUUAGGUCAAUCGCUGAAACAGUUCACCAAAAAACGGUUUACCUUCGUGACCAAAUCACCGCUUCGGGUAUUUGUAAGGUAACCAAUUCAACCUUUUUCGAUACCCUUAAAGUGGCCGUGCCCGACAUUUCAACAAUCAAAUCAAGAGCUGCAAUUAAACAAAUUCACCUACGAUAUUUUCCCGAUAAUAAACAUGUUGGUAUCUCACUUGAUGAAACUGUUACCGAUCAAGAUUUAGAAAAUUUAAUUUGGAUUUUCAGUUCAAAUGAUGAUAAUCGACUAAUCUCACAAUCAACUAAACCGGUCAACUCAAUUAUUCCUAAACAAUUAGAAAGAGAAUCAAAAAUUUUGGUUCAUCCAAUUUUCCAUAAAUAUCAUAGUGAGACUAAACUGAUUCGAUACAUGAAAAUGCUGGAAAAUAAAGACAUUUCUUUGGUCCACUCGAUGAUACCUUUGGGUUCAUGUACAAUGAAGUUAACUGGAACAACCGAAUUGUUGGCUUCUUCUUGGCCACAAUUUGCCAAUAUUCAUCCAUUUGUACCAUUGGACAGUGUCCAUGGUUAUCGUCGUCUUAUGGAUGAAUUGAAACACGAUCUUUGUGAAAUAACGGGUUAUGAUGAUAUCUCAUUCCAACCAAAUUCUGGUGCCCAAGGGGAAUAUGCUGGCCUUCGAGUAAUCAAAGCAUAUCUUGACCAUAAAGGAGAAAGUAAUAGAAAUAUUUGUUUGAUUCCAAUAUCAGCUCACGGAACUAAUCCAGCAAGUGCUCAAAUGGCUGGAAUGAAAGUGAAAACAAUUAACGUUAAUAAAGAUGGUUCCAUUGAUAUGGUUCAUCUAAAAGAGAAGCUCGAUAAUUAUGGAGAUAGUGUGGCUUGUAUGAUGAUAACUUAUCCGUCAACUUUUGGUGUUUUCGAGGAGCAAAUAGCGGAAAUAAUUCAACUUGUCCAUAAAUAUGGUUCGGCUCAGGUUUAUCUUGAUGGUGCAAAUAUGAAUGCUCAGGUUGGACUAUGUCGACCAGGAGAUUAUGGGAGCGAUGUGUCACAUUUAAAUCUUCAUAAAACAUUUUGUAUACCUCAUGGUGGAGGUGGACCAGGAAUGGGUCCAAUUGGAGUGAAGAAACAUUUAACUCCAUUUUUACCUUCACAUCCAAUUGUACUGCAAGAUUCAUUACCUAACAGUUUUGGAACUGUUUCUGCCGCUCCUUGGGGAUCUUCGGCAAUUUUACCGAUCAGUUGGGCUUAUACCAAGAUGAUGGGACCGAAAGGAUUGAGACACAGUUCGGAGAUUGCGAUUUUAAAUGCUAAUUAUAUGGCCAAAAUUUUGGAAAAAGCUUAUAAAAUACUUUUCCGUGGCAAGUAUGGUAAUGUUGCCCAUGAAUUCAUCCUGGAUAUCAGAGAUUUCACCAAAACAACAAACGUUGAGGCGAUGGAUAUAGCGAAGCGUUUACAAGAUUAUGGUUACCAUGCACCGACCGUUUCAUGGCCUGUGCCGAAUACCUUAAUGGUUGAACCAACCGAAUCUGAAGAUAAGGGAGAAUUGGAUAAAUUUUGUGAAGCACUUUUAUCGAUUCGAGAAGAGAUCGCAGAUAUUGAGAAGGGAGUUUACGAUAAAAAUAUUAAUCCACUUAAGCUCGCUCCUCAUACUCAAAGACACGUUUGCUCUUCCAAUUGGGAUCGACCUUAUUCCAGGGAGAAAGCGGCAUUCCCAGCGAAAUUCGUAUUACCAGAGUCCAAAAUAUGGCCAACAGUGGGAAGAAUUGACGACGCUUUUGGAGAUAAGAAUUUAUUCUGUACUUGUCCUCCAUUGAGUGAUUAUAGUGAUAAUUAAUUGUGGAGAGAAAUCCCAAAUUCCAUGACAAGUUCCAAGUUCAAAUGAAGAUUUUAUUUUGUUUUUGAUGUUAUCACCAUUUGGAUAAAUAUAUAUUAAUGUUAAUUGAAGUGUCUUUUUGGCACCAAAGUUAUGUUAUUAAAUUAAAAAUCUUUUCCAAUUCUUA
Molecule: messenger RNA, 3234 nt
Organism: Panonychus citri (citrus red mite)
Lineage: Eukaryota; Metazoa; Arthropoda; Arachnida; Trombidiformes; Tetranychidae
Product: glycine dehydrogenase (decarboxylating), mitochondrial-like
Exons: 11
Coding region: 75-3068 (997 amino acids)
Biological process (GO): glycine decarboxylation via glycine cleavage system
Cellular component (GO): glycine cleavage complex; mitochondrion
Molecular function (GO): pyridoxal phosphate binding; glycine binding; glycine dehydrogenase (decarboxylating) activity
Source: RefSeq, a predicted model, not a curated record